AUGCAUCAAUUAAUACAUAUUUUAGCUAAUGCUUGUUUCAUUUACUAUGACCCGAUAGAAUGGGUAUGGCUAUUCGCUGACACUGUAUGUGGCUAUAUCAUCUCUACCUACACUGAUUGCUAUACCAGUCUGGCCGUUGUCAGCGUUAUUGUUUUCCUGGAUUGUAUCACCCUCUUGAUGCUAAGGAAGAGCGUCAAAAUGAUGAAAGCUCAAAACCAAGACACGGCAUCUUCGAAUUGUGCUAUUCGCAGAAGGCGUCACACCGAAGUCCGCUUUUUCUGGCAGACUCUCUGUCAAAACGUCAUGUUCUUCUACGAGUUAUUCAAUUUCUACUACAUUUGCAACUUUUUCGAAGACCAGUGGCCAGUGUUUUUCACAACAACAUUUGCAUGGGAAAUAUGUCAUGCAAUGGAUGGGUGA
Messenger RNA from Cooperia oncophora, 420 nucleotides. NCBI's taxonomy places the organism in Eukaryota, Metazoa, Nematoda, Chromadorea, Rhabditida, Trichostrongylidae. The record is from the annotation of a GenBank genome assembly.